AUGACAUAUGCAUACAACAUACCGGUACCGGUACAGUGGCAGGAUAUCGUAGAGAAGAAAAGAAGUUCGUCUUUGGUUUCACAGAAGCAAGACUUAUGCCGGCAGUUGUUUUGUCGUUUGGUCGACCCCAACCACGAAACAGAUCUCGGACAUGCUAUAGGGAAGGCCCUUCAGGGGAAAUUUGUCAUUACUGUUGGACCAGAUGGGGAUACCGGCAAACAACGACUUGACGAGCCGUCUGUACUACUCGAUGAGCAUUCGGCAAGGGAGCAACCAAAUUGUAACAACCUCUAUGACAAUGACGGAGAAUUUCGCGAUCUGAUUCAGUUGCUCCAAAACCUGGUCAGAAAAUGGUGGCCCGUUUACUGGCAUGGUGACACCGGACAACACUCCGGGACGCAGCGGCUGCGGUGGAGGAAACGCCGGCGGAGGAGCCCCUGCUGUGGCGGGCUAGCAAUGUGUCCAGCCUGGCCCUCCAACAAUUCUCUUGGCGAAGAUGAAGCUGCAUUGGGAAUUUUCAAUGAAUACAUGUAG
Seminavis robusta is the source of this 534-nucleotide messenger RNA. Lineage: Eukaryota; Bacillariophyta; Bacillariophyceae; Naviculales; Naviculaceae. The record is from the annotation of a GenBank genome assembly.